ACAUUCUGUGCACUCUGUGCAUUCUCUUCGACUCGCAAUUCCUCGACGUGAAUUGGAUGCCAGCUUUCAACACUUGGCUUCCUUGUGGCCGAGGAGGAGGAGGAGCAGUUUCUGGGCGAGAGCGAGCGAGGGCAGCAGUGUUUUGCAAUCGCCGGAGACGAAGAAAAAAUCUGGAUUUUGCCGCUGGUGAUUUGUGCUUUUAGAACGUGAAGCUGCUGCUGCUGUGGUUUUAUUUUCGGCUUCCACGAACCGGAGGAGCCCUAACAAUGCUACGGAAGUUUGUGCAAUGACAUCGUGGAUCAGGAGCAGCACCCGGAGAGGGCCGCUCUCGGUGGGGAGGCUCGUCUCCGCUUCUCGAAUUGGUGCUUUUUGCUUCGGUUGCCGGCCAGUCUGGUGGCGAUCUUUUUUUGCUGGUUCUGCGGCGGGUCGGGAUCUUUGUGGGAACAGUCGGGUCGACGCUUUGAGCAGUGAACUAGCUCGAGCUCGAGCGUUCUCGGAGGACGCUUUUGUAGUCAGUCGCCGUGCCGGUCUCCUUCGUUCUCCGGCGAGCUCUGGCCUCCAUCAUGAUGGGCACCGUUGCAUUUGUUCGGCGGUGGUCUGUGUUGAUCGUCGGAUCACAGAAUUUUCUACACAAUUUUGUGCCCUGGUACCAGCAGCACCGCUUUUUCGAGGGAUCCGAUUUUACUCGUCUCAUUCACAGCGGGACGACAAUUCUGAUGGAUUCGGAGUGGACGACGUUGUCGCUCGCGGAUGGCACAUUUCCGAUGAGGCCGAGAGUGACUGGCGCGGUCAUGCGGCUGCAAUUGCCCGGUCCAUCCAACUUAUCAGAACAAGGAUGCAGUGGAACACGUUGCUGUCUAGACUGAGGCAGCUUGAUGUUGAACUCGAGAAACCCGACCUUUGGAGUGAUCCAGUUCAGGCUUCGAAAAUCAGCCGUGAAAAGGGUACACUCGCAGGGCGCUUGAAAGCAGUGAAUGAGAUGGAAUCAGAACUCAUAGAGCAAAUUGGCAUGGCUGAGCUGGCCCGAGAAGAGAAGGACUCUCAAAUCGAAGCAGAGGCAACCGAAGCAUUAGCUGCAUUGCGGACACUGGCGAAAGAAAAGGAGCUUGCGGCUUUGCUUUCUGGAGAGCAUGACGAGUGCUCUUGCUUCUUAGAGGUGCAGGCAGGAGCUGGAGGUGUGGAAAGCAUGGAUUGGGCCUCCAUGCUCAUUCGUAUGUAUAGAAUGUGGGGACUUCGGAGGGGUUAUGAAGUUUCUACGAUUGAGGAGAUGUUUGGUGAGGAAGCGGGAAUCAAGAGGGCCACAAUCCGCCUUGAUGGCCAGUUUGGUUACGGGUAUGCCAAGAGUGAAGCUGGCGUGCACAGAUUGGUACGCAUUUCUCCAUUUGAUGCCGGCAAGAGAAGACACACUUCAUUUGCAGCCGUGGCAGUAAUGCCAGUGCUGGAUGAGUCGGCCAUCAAAAUUGACAUUGAUGAAUCUGAUCUACGUAUUGAGAGGUAUCGAGCUGGUGGUGCCGGUGGUCAGCAUGUUAACAAGACAGAGAGCGCUGUACGUAUCGUGCAUAUUCCAACUGGCAUUGUCGUUCAGUGUCAAGCUGACAGAUCACAGCAUCGUAACAAAGCGACUGCUUUAGGAGUUCUGCAAUCACGCCUUUACCAAAUGGAAACAGCGCGACGAGCGCAGGCCUCUGCUCAGCACACGGAGACGUUGGGAGAUAUCACAUGGGGAAACCAAAUACGUUCUUAUGUCCUGCAGCCAUAUCAGAUGGUGAAGGAUUUGCGGACCGGUCACGAGGUGGGUAACCCUACAGCUGUACUUGACGGUGAUAUUGAUGGGUUUAUCUUGAGCUAUCUCGCCAGUCAAGUAAGGGACGCCAAGUAGAACCAAAGCACAGGACUGAAACUUCGGCAGUCAUCUCACAAACAUUCGAAAUAGGAGAACUAUACGGCAAGGUGCAACAGCUCUGGUAAUCCUCCACCAUUCGCCGCCCUGUGAAUGUUGACGCUAAAGUAUCCUUGGCACUUUCUGGUCUUGUGUACUUGAACUACCAUUCUCAGAGAUUAUUGUCAUCAUGUUAACCGGUAUGGGCUGUCAUUCUUUCAGUCUUUCUUUACUCAGUUCUGAAAAUAUAGUUCUAAGCUGUUGGUGGUUCGGGGUUCUCUUUCUCGCGUUGGAUUGGAGGACCAAACCGCACAUUCGUGUGACUGCGUUGGUUAGAUUCGGGCCAUGGAGAUUACCCUUCAAGGAAGCCUACAAGUCCUCUGUACAACGUCUUUCCUUGUGACAAGGAGCACGUUCGAAGCUUUUUUGUUCCACUCUCUGCGCAGACUUCUCUCACUGUAAAACUAUUUACUGCCAGCACAUAACUGCGAGUGUCCUACAAAGUUAGAUUCAUGAAGAGAGAGUAUUAGUCCGACCAGGGACCAAAUGACAGUUUUCUUAUGCCUCUUGUUGAUACACGAGCAACGCUGGAGAGUCCUCUGUACUCCUGAAUGGUUAUAGUGAUUUACAUUUUCUAGGAAGUUGUACGGAAUUUUCUGAAACGAUGAUUUAUUGAAAUUGCCUUAGAAGUUGGAUUUGGCGGAAGUUCAAAGAGACCGAUUCCACUCGGAAGACCGUAACUCGUGGAUGGCACUGAGUUUGGAAUACGUGAGGUGCCCAUUCGACUCAGGAAUAUUAUGAUGUAUAUGAUGAAAACCAUGUAAUAUUCGUCCUCAGAAUGGCCGUGGACGGAUAGUGGUAGUUGAAUUUUUGUCUACAGAGUAUUCAGUGACGAUCGAACAUUAUAUCCUAACGGCAUGAAUAGUGAGGAAAGGCAGUGUAUCGAGUGACGAUCAAACAGUUUGUUCCAACAGCGUCCAGCUAGUGUGUCGUUCGUCGUUUGCACUUCCAGGGGAAAUUAACGCAGUG
Marchantia polymorpha subsp. ruderalis is the source of this 2908-nucleotide messenger RNA. NCBI's taxonomy places the organism in Eukaryota, Viridiplantae, Streptophyta, Marchantiopsida, Marchantiales, Marchantiaceae. The record is from the annotation of a GenBank genome assembly.